CUACAAAAAACGGCCUUAUUUUAAAUAUAAUUAUAAAUACUCGAGAACAAUGUCUUUUCUCGUUAAACACCGAUUAUCGAAAAUAUUUCAACCACUUAAUAUGCCGGCGAAAUCAUCGAAAAUAACGUCGAAAAGUUUAAAGUUAAUGCUCGAUCUGGGAUUCAUCCAAAACUCGGUACCUGGUUGUUUCAAUUUCCUACCGUUGGGAAUCAAAUCCUUGCAAAAAUUAACCAAAAUAAUCGACGAAGAAAUGUCGAACAUAGGCGGACAGAAAAUGCUAUUUCCCAGCCUUAUAAACACCAAAUUAUGGAAUGACAGCGGUAGAUUAGAAGAAGCCGGACCGGAAUUGUUCAAGCUACAAGAUCGCCAUCAAAAAUCAUACAUAUUGAGUCCCACACACGAAGAAGUGGCCACCGAAAUGCUAUCUACACUUUCUCCAUUAUCGUACAGAGAAUUCCCAUUGAAAUUCUACCAAAUCUCCACGAAAUUCCGGGACGAAAUCAAACCGAGAUUCGGGCUGAUGAGAGGCAGGGAAUUCAUCAUGAAAGAUAUGUAUACGUUCGAUAUUGAUUUAAACAGCGCCAAAAAAACCUACGAGGAAGUUUGCGAAAGCUACGAGAAUAUAUUCAAAACGAUCGGAAUGGAUUUCGUCAAAGUCUUGGGGAAUUCGGGAUUGAUGGGGGGACAUUUAUCACACGAAUACCAAUUCAAAUCGUCCAUAGGCGAAGAUAAUUUGUUGCAUUGUGAAUCUUGUGAUUAUUACGUGAACGCCGAGCUGUGUGAGGACCGAUCGAAGUGCCCCCAAUGCGGAGACUCUAAUAAAAUCAAAGUGCAUUCCGGUAUUGAAGUAGGCCACACGUUCUUGCUCGGCGAAAAGUAUUCCAAACUAUUAAAUACCAAAUACAUUUCGAUGAAUCAGGAAUCGAAAGUAUUGCAAAUGGGGAGCUACGGGUUAGGUAUAAGUAGAAUGUUGGCUGCUUGUCUUGAAGUGUUAUCGACUGAUUCGGACAUGAGGUGGCCUAAUUCGAUUGCGCCUUAUAAUAUCAUUAUUUUACCGGCAAAAGAAGGCAGUAAAGAGGAGACUUUGACGAAAGGUGUGCCGGAAAAAGUGUACUCGUUUUUGGAGGAAAGAAUACCAGAUUUGAGAGAUAACAUUUUACUAGAUGAUAGAACUGGUUUAACGAUAGGAAGGAGGCUUUUAGAGGCUAAAAGAGUGGGAUACCCGUUUAUUGUUGUAAUUAAUAAAAGGACAUCGGAAGAUAGUUCGUUAGUGGAACUAUUUCAUACUAAAACAAAGCAAACUAUGUACUUGACUUAUGAAGCUUUGUUGGAUUAUAUUAAACAAAACGUUCAUUAAAUAAUGUAAGGAUAACAGGUUUUGUUAUUAUUUUGUGUAAAAUAAACUUGAACGAUGAUAAUGAAUUACAAAAAAAAGUUAGUAAAAUUGACAGGUUCAAAUAAGUUAGAAAAAGAAGUGAAAUGGACAUUAUCGCUGUCCUUUUCCUCUUAGAACUUAUCGGUGGAACUCAAGCGAUUGAUUUUAAACCGUACUCCGAGCAGAAAAACUGUCGUUUCUGACACACCUGGUAGAUAUGCCAGUGCCAAAAUGCGCUGUUUUGCAUUCGGAUAAGUUCCUGAAUCAACAAUUCCUCGAUCUAGAAGUUUUGCCGUUCUUCAAAUCGAACAGAGGAAAGUCUUCGGGUAUCUUCGGCCUCAAUCUGGACUUGGAACGGUUCUUUAUCGGUAUAAUUCACGUACUGGGAAUAUUCAUAAUGGUCGGAUUCUUAGGACUCGCCUAUAAAGUUUACGAAACUGCCAACAGGAAUCGUGCACGUACGAAUACAUCUGUUUAGUUCAUUUAAACGAAACUAAAUUGUUGAUGUAAUGGAACCUAUAAGAUAAGAAUAAUAAUGUAGAAAAUUGUUUCUACGUCUGUAUGUAAAUAUCUUCCGAAUAAUAACUUUU
Phyllotreta striolata is the source of this 1965-nucleotide messenger RNA. NCBI's taxonomy places the organism in Eukaryota, Metazoa, Arthropoda, Insecta, Coleoptera, Chrysomelidae. The record is from the annotation of a GenBank genome assembly.